Erigeron canadensis is the source of this 1486-nucleotide messenger RNA. Its product is annotated as SEC14 cytosolic factor-like. The transcript is spliced from 11 exons. The coding region runs from base 158 to 1219 and encodes 353 amino acids. The record is from RefSeq and is a predicted model, not a curated record. Lineage: Eukaryota; Viridiplantae; Streptophyta; Magnoliopsida; Asterales; Asteraceae.
ACACACACAUAAGCAUAUAUCAAUAUAAUCAACAACUACUUCUCUGCAUUUCAUUGUCACACAACUACAUCAUCAUCAUCAUCAUUAUCAAAAAGUAGAUAUAUAGUGAAAUUUUUUCUUUUUGCAAGAUUUAUGAAAGCAGAUUGAUUUGUAAAAAAUGGUGAUCAUAACUCAAGAUAUGAUCAAGCAAUUCCAAACCUUAAUGGAAUCAAUUGAUGAACAACUCAAGAUCACAUUUCAGAAUCUGCAUCAAGGAUAUCCAACUGAGACUUUGGUUCGAUUUCUUAAGGCACGAGAUGGGAACGUACUUAAAGCCCAUAAUAUGCUUAUUGAUUGUCUUAACUGGAGGAUUGAAAAUGAGAUUGAUAAAAUAUUAUCGAAACCGAUAAUUCCUGCUGACUUUUAUAGAUCAGUACGUGACUCGCAACUUAUAGGGAUGUCAGGUUACACAAAAGAUGGAAGACCUGUUUUUGCCAUUGGUGUUGGGCUUAGCACAUAUGACAAAGCAUCUAUUCAUUAUUAUGUUCAAUCACACAUCCAGAUAAAUGAAUACAGAGAUCGCGUGGUAUUGCCCUCUGCAACAAAGAAGUUUGAACGACAUAUAAGCACCUGUGUCAAGGUUUUGGAUAUGACCGGGCUUAAACUUUCACAUCUUAAUCAAAUUAAGCUACUGACGGUUAUAUCUAGUAUUGAUGACUUGAACUACCCAGAGAAAACAGAUACUUAUUACAUUGUGAAUGCCCCGUAUGUAUUUUCAGCAUGUUGGAAGGUUGUGAAGCCGCUCCUGCAAGAAAGAACAAGAAAGAAAGCUCAGGUGCUUUCGGGUUGUGGUAAAGAUGAAUUGUUGAAGAUAAUGGAUUACGAAUCUCUACCCCAUUUUUGUAGAAGACAAGGGUCUGGAUCAUCGCGCCUAAAUAGAAACUCCAUGGGUGGUGAUGAUUGUUGUUUCUCAUUGGACCAUGGGUUUCACCAACAGCUCUAUACUUACAUCAACCAGCAAGCUGCAGGUAUCAAGCCUCGAGCCCCAGUCAAGCAAGGAUCAUUUCAUGUGGGUUUCCCUGAACCUGACAUAAGAGACCGUAAGAUUGCCCAAACUAUAGAAACGGAGUUCCAUAGGCUGGAGAUCCAGAAUGGUUUCACUGAUGAAAAAGAUCACCUCAAGACAAAUGAAGGAGACCAUCAAAAGGAAAUGAUUGCACCAAAGCUGCUUCCUGUUUAAACCCGGAAUCACUUAUUACGUUGCGUAUAUGAUAAUUAUUCUGAUAAUUUUUUUUUUUAACUAUAUUGUAAUGUUAUAACUUGCCCGAUUGGUGGGAGUAGCAGGCUUCACACUCCCCUGAAACGGAAGGAAAAUAGUUUCUACUUUUUUAACUUCAAAAGUCAAAUAUAGCGAGACCAAGAUUGAAGCACAAUAAACUAUCAAAUUUCCACCAUCACCUUACUGAUUUCAUGUUCAAAUUGUAUUGAAGCAAUUUUUUCUGUUGUA